UUUGCAGAAUUAACGUGGCCUUUCACUAUUGGCUCGAAAUUGGAGAGGACCCACCUAACAUUCAACCGUUUAUAACUACCAGUCUUCUCCACGGAGGGAAAGCCCCAGAAUCACCACCCAAACCCGAGUUUUGCCCUUUUCCUAGUCAUGAAAUCUCCUCCAAAACCUCUCAUACCCCAAGCCCAACUCACCUUUGAAUCUGUUCCAAGUCGCUCACCACCUCCAAAACCCACCACGCUACCAUGCUCAAAGGCAAAAAGCUCAAGCUUCCCGAUAGGCUUGGCAGCUUAGUAGCUGGAUUCGACGACAAGGAUGACGAUAGCGGAGGAUCCGGUUCGAUUUUCGAGUCGGGAGAAGAGCUCGAGAUCAUUCAAUCAAACGGAUUCGCGUUGGAUCGUGAAAGCGAGACUGAUGAUGAUGGUGAAGUUGAAGAGGAGACAAUGGUGAAGAGGAAGAUGAAAGUGGACGGAGAAUUGGAACAUAACGGGCGGCAACAGAGGCACGAAAAAGACGGGUCGGACCAUCUUUGGCUCAUGAAAAAUAUUGAAGCAGAUGAGAAAAGGUCUGAUCUUGAGUAUGAGAUUUCCCAGAAGGAGAUAAAUUUGGAAAAAUUGCAAAGAAUUGCUAGCACAGGGCUUCCUGAUGGAGGAGGUUUGCGUGCAACAGUUUGGAAGCUGCUCCUGGGUUACUUACCUCCAUCUCGGAACCUAUGGGAAAAGGAGCUGACUGAAAAUAGACAAAAAUAUGCUAAGCUGAAAGAGGAGCUUCUUUUAACUCCUUCAGCACUUGCAAGGAUUAAAGAAGAAGCAUUGCACUCUAAUGAGCAUAAUAACGCUGAUAGUGAUACUGAUGGACCACUGACGCGGCAUGAAGUGUCUCAUGAAGAUCACCCUUUGAGCCUUGGUAAGGCUAGUGUUUGGCAUCAAUACUUCGAGCAUACAGAGAUUGCAGAACAGAUUGACCGUGAUUUGCAACGCACACAUCCUGAAAUGAAAUUCUUCUCAGGAGAGUCAUCGUUCAGCCGGAAACACAGGGAAUCAAUGAGGAAUAUUCUUCUCCUAUUUUCAAAACUCAAUCCAGCUAUUCGUUAUGUCCAAGGAAUGAAUGAGGUCUUGGCACCAAUAUACUAUGUAUUUAGUACUGAUACAGAUGAGCAGAAUGCAUCUAAUGCAGAAGCAGAUAGUUUUUCUUGUUUUGUCCGACUCUUGAGUGACUCAGUGGAUCACUUCUGUCAACAAUUAGAUAAUAGUUCUGUGGGCAUCCUUUCUACUCUUUCCCGCUUGGCAGAGUUAUUGAAAGCCAAUGAUGAGGAACUGUGGCGGCAUCUUGAAAACACAUCUAAGGUUAGGCCUCAGUACUAUGCAUUUCGGUGGAUAACUUUGCUACUUACUCAAGAAUUCAAUCUCCAAUCUAUCUUAAGAAUCUGGGAUUCUCUUCUGAGUAAUCCUUUUGGUGUGCAGGAUAUGCUUCUACGUGUUUGCUGUGCCAUGCUGUUGUGUGUUAAAAGCAGGCUUUUGAGUGGUGAUUUUGCAGCUAACUUAAAGCUAUUACAACACUACCCUGAUAUUAAUAUAGAACACCUUCUACACGUAGCCCGAGACCUUAGUCCGGACACCUCUUCCUAUCGAUUGUCUUUGUAAAUUCACAUCACAUGCACUUUUGUAGACAAAGUUAUCUCUCGACAUGACUUGCAAUCUUUAACGAAAUUUAAGCUGUUGAACAAGUUGUUAUCCAAAACUUUUUCAUCAUAUUUUUGAAGGAUGAAAAUCAGCAGCAUCAAUUAGACUGAA
This is a messenger RNA of Durio zibethinus, 1790 nucleotides long. RefSeq lists its product as uncharacterized. Gene Ontology annotation, molecular function: GTPase activator activity. The record is from RefSeq and is a predicted model, not a curated record. Gene Ontology annotation, biological process: intracellular protein transport; activation of GTPase activity. Lineage: Eukaryota; Viridiplantae; Streptophyta; Magnoliopsida; Malvales; Malvaceae.